AUGCGCUCGGCAACUCUUGCACUCGCGGCCUUGUUUGGCACGGCUACGGCCCAUUACACCUUUCCGGCCUUGAUCUACCAAGGAAAGACGACUGCUGACUGGGCAAACGUUCGCGAGACCAACAACCACAACUCUCUUGGCCCGGUCACCGACGUGACAUCCCAAGACUUGCGCUGCUACACUUCUGCCACCAAUGCGACAGCGAGCACCCUCAACGUCCAGGCCGGGAAAGAGAUCAGCUUCCAAGUCGGCGAUGGGUUGACGAUCUAUCACCAAGGAGUUGUGAACGUCUACAUGGCGAAGGUCCCGUCGGGAUCUGACGCUUCCAGCUUUGCCGGUGACGGCGACGUUUGGUUCAAGGUGUUUGAGAUACCAGCCGUCACGAACGGCGGUAGUUCGAUCUCUUUCCCUGCACAAGAUGUUCCGAGCGUCAACUUCACGCUUCCCGCAGCACUUCCCAGCGGCCAAUACCUCGUGCGCAUGGAGGCUAUCGCGCUGCACGUUGCUUCUACGUUCGGCGGAGCGCAGUUCUACAUUGCUUGUGGACAGCUUGAUGUCACCGGCGGCGGCUCUGGGACGCCUGGUCCCCUUGUUGCUAUUCCAGGUGUUUAUACCGGUAACGAGCCCGGCAUUCUCAUUGACAUCUACUACCCCAUUCCGGCGACUUACACCCAGCCCGGCCCUGCUGUAUGGUCCGGAUGA
Molecule: messenger RNA, 702 nt
Organism: Peniophora sp. CBMAI 1063
Lineage: Eukaryota; Fungi; Basidiomycota; Agaricomycetes; Russulales; Peniophoraceae
Source: the annotation of a GenBank genome assembly